AUGUUCCGAACAUCUCUAUGCUAUGUGCUCUUCAUCAGCCACAUCGCGGCCAGCCUUCUGACUGGAUGUCACGGCUUGGCAAAUGAUAAUGGCAACAAGAACAACGUCAUAUCAAAAGACAACCUUCCGCCACCUCCAAAUCGGCUUCAGCCAAACGAUCAACAAGCUAAAAUGUUAGAGAAAAUGGGAUACCGAUGGAACGGUCAAAAGUGGGCACGGGGUGAUGCUGAUUCCUAUUUACGACGAAAGGCCUCGGCUCGAUCCUCCAAUCGUUACAUUAACUUUGUGGAUGAAACCACCGGAUUGCCGGAUGCCACCUCUUCGGCUGUGUUUGCAGCCAAACGAAUGAACCAAGUUCUCUUGCAAGCACGUCAGAAAACAAUGACGUCCACAAAAGAAUCCUUGGCACGAGAUCGAGAUCUGAAGAAUUUGGUGCAAAAGAAAGCUGCACCAUUUGUCUUGUUCGCAUCAGAAGUACUACUUUUUGGAAUUCUGUCAAAGUCUGGCAACAUUGACUGGAAUCAUCAAGUGCAACUGUUGCGAGACAACCCUUUGGGUGUGGCUCCAUUGAGCUUCGCCAUUGGUCUAGCUGUAUCCUACAGUCGUGCCGUAUCCCGAAGCAUGUUGCCUGGCGUGGAAGAACCGUCUGGUUUGUUGAGUAGAGUGUUUUCCGACGUGAUUGCCGAAAAGGACCCUGUCGCACUACCAACUCCGAGUCAUGUUCGGUAUCCUAACCUAAAAUGGAGAAUAGGUGCCUUUCUGGGUGAAUCCUUGUCGGCAGUCAACGUUGCCUUGUUGCUUCAGGGCAUUGUGCAACCGAACCUUGCUAGAACCUUGAUUCAUCUUGACAAUUCUUCUGCCUUUUAUGAGGGUCCUCGAACAUUCGCAAUCAUCCUGGCGACCAUUCUUACCGCACUUCCUUCUUCGGUUUUCUCGAUCAAUUCCUCAUCGUCACCAUGGGAUGGCAUUCCAGCCGAAGUCGAAGCCCUAAAACUUUCCAAUGCCACCAUAAGGGCUUACUUCAACAUGCAACGACUCCCAGAAGAUGCUUCUGCCGACGAAUCCACCGAGUGCUUCUCCACCUUGGCCGAGAGUUGGAUUUCCAAAUACGACGGCGUCACGGAUGGAGCAGAAUGGAAGGUUCCCUUGUUGGCAUUUGCCGGAUCGCUAGCUUAUGCGACUGCCUGUACCACGAGCCAAAUUUUUGUCGACCAAGGUGACAACGUGCUGGCAGUGCCGAUCCUUGCCCGAAUCGUGGCGGCUGCCGAUACCUAUCUGAUACGGGACGAAGAGGAAUCGUGCCAAAUUAAAGUCCCACUGCCAACGCCGGCUACAACAGAUUAG
This is a messenger RNA of Cylindrotheca closterium, 1344 nucleotides long. Lineage: Eukaryota; Bacillariophyta; Bacillariophyceae; Bacillariales; Bacillariaceae. The record is from the annotation of a GenBank genome assembly.